CUCCUCCCGGCGCGCCUGGCGGUCGGUGGCGGCCGCUUCGGUGCUGACAAGAUGGCGGCUGGCGGGGCUGUCGCUGCGGCGCCGGAGUGCCGGCUUCUCCCCUACGCGCUACACAAGUGGAGCUCCUUCUCCUCCACUUACCUUCCCGAGAACAUUUUAGUGGAUAAACCAAAUGACCAGUCUUCAAGGUGGUCUUCAGAGAGCAACUAUCCUCCCCAGUACCUGAUUCUGAAACUUGAAAGGCCUGCUAUAGUCCAGAACAUCACAUUUGGGAAAUAUGAGAAAACUCAUGUCUGCAAUUUGAAGAAAUUUAAAGUCUUUGGUGGAAUGAAUGAAGAAAAUAUGACAGAGCUAUUGUCCAGUGGCUUAAAGAAUGAUUAUAACAAAGAAACAUUCACCUUGAAGCAUAAAAUUGAUGAACAGAUGUUCCCUUGUCGAUUCAUUAAAAUAGUUCCACUCUUAUCCUGGGGACCCAGCUUUAACUUUAGCAUCUGGUAUGUUGAACUUAGUGGCAUUGAUGAUCCCGACGUAGUACAACCCUGUCUCAACUGGUAUAGCAAGUACCGUGAACAGGAAGCUAUUCGCCUUUGUCUAAAACACUUCAGACAACACAACUAUACAGAGGCCUUUGAAUCGCUACAAAAAAAAACCAAGAUUGCCCUAGAACAUCCCAUGUUAACAGAUCUACAUGAUAAACUGGUGUUAAAGGGUGAUUUUGAUGCUUGUGAAGAAUUGAUUGAAAAAGCUGUAAAUGAUGGUUUGUUCAAUCAGUACAUCAGCCAACAGGAAUAUAAGCCACGAUGGAGUCAAAUCAUUCCCAAAAGCACCAAAGGUGAUGGAGAGGAUAACCGACCAGGAAUGAGAGGGGGCCAUCAGAUGGUUAUUGAUGUUCAAACAGAGACCGUUUAUUUGUUUGGUGGCUGGGAUGGAACACAAGAUCUUGCUGACUUCUGGGCGUACAGUGUGAAGGAGAACCAGUGGACAUGUAUCUCUAGAGACACUGAGAAAGAGAAUGGUCCUAGUGCCAGAUCAUGUCAUAAAAUGUGCAUUGACAUUCAACGAAGGCAAAUCUACACAUUGGGGCGUUAUUUGGAUUCCUCCGUGAGGAACAGCAAAUCUCUGAAAAGUGACUUCUAUCGUUAUGACAUUGACACAAACACAUGGAUGUUACUCAGCGAGGACACUGCUGCUGAUGGAGGGCCGAAAUUGGUGUUUGAUCAUCAGAUGUGUAUGGACUCGGAAAAACAUAUGAUCUACACCUUUGGUGGUAGAAUUUUGACAUGUAAUGGCAGCGUAGACGACAGCAGAGCCAGUGAACCACAGUUCAGUGGGUUGUUUGCUUUCAACUGUCAAUGUCAAACUUGGAAACUUCUUCGAGAGGACUCCUGUAAUGCCGGGCCUGAGGACAUCCAGUCUCGGAUAGGACACUGCAUGCUAUUCCACUCAAAAAAUCGUUGCCUAUAUGUAUUUGGUGGCCAGCGAUCGAAGACCUAUUUGAAUGAUUUCUUUAGUUACGAUGUGGACUCUGAUCAUGUAGACAUAAUAUCAGAUGGCACCAAGAAAGACUCUGGAAUGGUUCCAAUGACAGGAUUCACACAGAGAGCAACCAUUGAUCCAGAACUGAAUGAAAUACAUGUCUUAUCUGGACUCAGCAAAGACAAGGAAAAGAGGGAGGAGAAUGUCAGAAAUUCAUUCUGGAUUUAUGACAUUGUGAGGAAUAGUUGGUCUUGCGUCUAUAAGAAUGAUCAAGCUGCAAAGGAUAAUCCAAGUAAAAGUCUUCAGGAGGAAGAACCAUGUCCAAGAUUUGCCCAUCAGCUUGUAUAUGAUGAGUUACACAAGGUUCAUUAUUUAUUUGGUGGGAAUCCAGGAAAAUCUUGCUCCCCAAAGAUGAGAUUAGAUGACUUCUGGUCACUGAAGUUAUGUAGGCCUUCAAAAGAUUACUUACUGAGGCACUGCAAGUACCUGAUAAGAAAACACAGGUUUGAAGAAAAGGCCCAAAUGGAUCCCCUAAGUGCUUUGAAGUAUUUACAAAACGAUCUUUAUAUAACCGUGGAUCAUUCAGACCCAGAAGAGACAAAAGAGUUCCAGCUUCUAGCUUCAGCUCUGUUCAAAUCUGGUUCAGAUUUUACAGCUCUAGGUAAGCUUUCCGAUGUGGAUCACACGUAUGCUCAAAGAACUCAGCUCUUUGACACCUUAGUAAAUUUCUUUCCUGACAGCAUGACUCCUCCUAAAGGCAACCUGGUGGACCUCAUCACACUGUAACUGAAGAGUCACUGGACAGCAAUGGAGAACAGGAGUCUGCUUUCAGUAUUGUGGAGUUCAACUCUGUUGACCGACAAUUAGGCUGCAGUGAUCGAGGACUGCACCAGAAUUUUGAAGGGAUCUUUACUGUCACAAGUUUUAACCCUCUUCCUUCAUACCCAACCUCAGCCCCUUUCUCCUCAUCCCAUCCUGAAUUAGGUUAAUAAAGUGAAAUUGGUAUACUUUCCAUUUAAA
This is a messenger RNA of Lutra lutra (Eurasian river otter), 2496 nucleotides long. RefSeq names its product muskelin 1 (gene MKLN1). The record is from RefSeq and is a predicted model, not a curated record. Gene Ontology annotation, molecular function: protein binding. The coding region runs from base 52 to 2262 and encodes 736 amino acids. Gene Ontology annotation, cellular component: cytoplasm. NCBI's taxonomy places the organism in Eukaryota, Metazoa, Chordata, Mammalia, Carnivora, Mustelidae. The transcript is spliced from 18 exons.